UUCUGGGAACGAAUCUGGGUGUCUGUAAUCGACAAAAAUACCAGAAGAAUCACGAAGAUUGUGAUUUGCAAAUGACGUUAAAUUUUAUAGACAUUCGAGUUGAACUGAACUAGAAAUCAUGAGUGGAUGCCUGGAUGAAAUUCGCUGCCCCGAUAUGGAGGUUGUUGUGGAGAGAAGGAACUUAAUUUCGUCAGUUUCAGCUGGAACUCUGUUUUUCAUUGGCUGGUGGAUAAUAAUUGAUGCUGAAGCUACCAAAGAUUUUUGGCAUGUUUAUCACAUCCCAGGUGUUAUAGCCUCAAUAGGACUUUUUAUGAUUAAUGCUGUGUCAAAUGCCCAGAUCAGAGGAGAGACUUAUGGCACAGGAUGCAUUGGACAAACAGGUGCCAGAGUAUGGUUUUUAAAUGGUUUCUUAUGGCUAUUUGGAAGUUUGAUUUCUGCUACCUGGAUUCUCUUUGGUGCCUAUGUUGUUCCAGGAAAAUCUGAUCCAUGGCCUGGAGUAGCAAUCUUCCUCCAAAAUGCUUUAAUAUUUUUCAGUGCAAUUGUGUUCAAGUUUGGCCGUGCAGAGGAGCAUUGGUAGAAUUUUAUGUACUCAUCUAUUGCACAUCUACAUUACCAGAGGCUGUAGAGCAAAAAAAAACCAUCAGCAGAUUUUUGGAUACUUAUUUAAAUUUUGUAUAUAAUUUUUUUAAGAAACUGUUAGGAGGUUUACUACAUAUCCCAACUAGGGGCUCCCUGUGAACUCAGUGGGAUAGGGAAAGGAUAUUUGUGUGAAGAAAAAUUAUUAUAAAUUGUAUUGCUGGCAGAUUAAGAAAACUGUGAACACCUUAACUAUUUUACAGAACUGUGCUAAGUUUGUGGAGAGAUUAACACAAAACAAUUAACUAAUCAUGAUCACUGCUGCCCACAGUUCAUUUACAUGUAUCUCAUAUCAUAACUGUUUUCUUCCUAUCUGGAAGUAUUUCUGGUACAUUCAGUUUUUGGAAGUUUGUCAGUAACUGAGUUGAUUGGUUGAAUUAUGCUAAAAGGUGUCACCAAUGAUUUGUUCCAUUUAAUGAAUAACAAAAAAACCAAAGGCAGAUAUGUAUUAACUGUCUUAAAUUCUAAAAAAUGGUGAAAUACUGAGUUAUUUUGGUGUGUUUAUUAGCCAUGUUGCAUAGAAUGAUAGCUGAGCUUGCUGCUGUAGUUAGUUUCCAGUUAAUGUAAUUUUCAGAAGGAACACAAUAAGUAAGUUUUGUUAUGUUCAACUUAGGAGUUAAAAGGUCCUAACUGUUGCAUGAUCCCUUGCUAUUGUCUGUCUAACAACUUAUGGUGUUUAAAUCUCUUUUUGCUGGAAAAAAAUUGGCUUUUUAAGCCACAAUAUUAACAAAAAUUAUUGUUGAAACAAACCUGUUCAUAUUUUGCUUUGAAUUAUGAAUAUCUAACAAGCUCUUUUCUCACAAUGUGUAGGUAAUCAUCAUUAUUAAAAUAUAAAUUGAUUCUGCUUCAA
Molecule: messenger RNA, 1486 nt
Organism: Pocillopora damicornis (cauliflower coral)
Lineage: Eukaryota; Metazoa; Cnidaria; Anthozoa; Scleractinia; Pocilloporidae
Product: transmembrane protein 50A
Source: RefSeq, a predicted model, not a curated record